Messenger RNA from Mauremys reevesii (Reeves's turtle), 953 nucleotides. It is a transcript of the gene ACYP2, whose product is annotated as acylphosphatase 2. The transcript is spliced from 4 exons. The coding region runs from base 127 to 438 and encodes 103 amino acids. The record is from RefSeq and is a predicted model, not a curated record. Lineage: Eukaryota; Metazoa; Chordata; Testudines; Geoemydidae. Gene Ontology annotation, molecular function: acylphosphatase activity.
UGAGCCCCGCGCGCUGCCGUCCGGGCCCCUCCAAACGAGCCCAGGGGGCUGGCGCGGCGCGCCCGGCUCCGUAGGUCCCGGGCACUCGCGCGGCGGAUCCGAGCAGGCCGGCGCCUGCAUCCCACCAUGUCCGCCCUCGCCAAGGCCUCCGGCGUCCUCAAGUCAGUGGACUAUGAAGUGUUUGGCCGGGUGCAGGGCGUUUGUUUCAGAAUGUACACAGAAGAUGAAGCUAGGAAAAUGGGAGUAGUUGGCUGGGUUAAAAAUACCAGACAAGGGACUGUUACUGGCCAAGUUCAGGGCCCAGAAGAUAAAGUAAAUGCGAUGAAGGCCUGGCUGAGUAAAGUUGGAAGUCCCAGUUCUCGCAUAGACCGAACCAACUUUUUUAAUGAAAAGGAGAUCUCCAAGCUUGAUUUCUCAGGAUUUAGCACUAGAUACUAAUGGAGGAAGAAAUCUUUAAGCACAAAAUUAUAAUGCUUCAGCUGCAUAGUAAUUUAUGUGUCUCCGUAAAAUAGCACGACAGCACUUUUUUGAUGUCUGCUUCAUACUAAAGUAUAAAAAUACCCCUUUUACAUAAUGCAGGACUGUCAGUUACUCUAUUAGAAAUUUCACAAUGUAAAUCUUUACCAACAUUGCCAAUUUAUAUAUAAUUUACUUAGAAGGAAGUAUAAAAAAUCAAUAAAAACAUACAACUGCAAAAUCAGAAAAUACUACUGCACAGUGAAAUUUGUAAGACAUGAUCAUACAGAACCUAGUCUUUGCCCAAUAAAAUAUUUGAUUUAUAUAUAUUAAAAAACAAACAAAUAAAAAACAACUUAAAUUUCACUGUGACAUAAUUAAAAAUGUUUAAAUACUUUAAGUAAUCUUUAAACAGGAUCACAGCAACGUUCAGGAGUAUAUCCUAUAUGCUAUGAAUUGUAAAGUUCUCUUGUAUUAUUUGUAAUAAUUAGUUAAUG